CCAUCGUUAACAGCUGAUUGUUCUUUGGUUUCUUUUUUUUUAAUAUCUGUUUAAUUUUGUGUGUACGAUGUCUGGACAAUGGGAAGUGGUAGGAAGCAAGAAAAACAAGCAGAGCAAGUUACCGGUGCCGAAAGGCAGCGAAAAGCAAGAUUCAAAAAAUAAAAAUUCUGUAAACGGCGUUAAGAUCGAAGAAGUCCUUCCCAAGUCCCAAGUACAAAAUAUUUAUGGGAAUGCAAAGAACAUUAAAGACAACAGCAAACCAAAAGAGAAAUCCAAACCUCAGGAGGUCAAAAAACCGCAAAAAAAAGCUGAAAAAUCUCAGGAACCAACUAAACCUAAACCUCCCAAAUCUAUUGAAAGUGCACUUAAUUCAAUUAAUGUAGAAGAGUUCAAGAGCAUAUUUGAGAAAAGUAAAAACUUAUAUCCUGACACCCCUAUUGUAUGGCUUAAGGAGCUAGUGCAGUUCUUAAAUCAUAAAAUGCCAUUGGAAUUAUCUGACCCAGUGUUUGGCAACAAAUCUGCUGGUUUUCCUACUAGUGUAAUUCCAGCACCCAUAAGGUUAAUAAUUGAGAAAUCAGUGACUGAAGCUGGUAGAAGUAAUGCUCAAUUAUUUUUUGACAUCGCUUUAACUUCAAUGGCCACUGAUAUGGGCAAAGGAUUACCAGCUGUUGGCUGGAGAUUCUUUUUGCAACAUAUUGCCCUCAAUGAGCCAAAAUUAGUUACUGCCAAUAUUAACAAACAUAUUAUUCUCAGAAAUUCAUAUCAAAACAGGUCAAAUAUUGGUUUGUCAAUAUUCUGGGCAGUUGGUCAAGUGGGGCUUAGUGACUGGGAGUGUGGUUUAAAAGUAUUCAACGAGCUGAUGGUACCAUUGGUGGAAAUGAAAGCAUACUCUCGGUUUGUCGUGAAAUAUUUAGCUGAUUUAAUUGAGUCACACCUUGAAGAUUUGGAACUUCGAGAUGAGGAGUAUUUCUCUGUAGUCAACUUUGUUUUUUCAAGCAAAAAAAAUUUUCCCGUUGAUUUAAGAAAUAGUUUAUCUGAAAUAGUUCAAAAUCUACACUUUGUAUUGUUAUGUAGAGGCACUAAGGAGCAAUAUAAUAAUUAUGUGGAUAUAUUUUUAAAGAAAAUCGUUAUCAAUAGCAAUACAUUUUACCAAAAUUGCCUUUCAAACGCUUUAAUAGAAAUUUUCGAACGUGAAGCUACAGCUUUAAUUACUUGGAGCAAGAUUUAUGGAAAAAACGUGACAGCCAGCGCCGUUGUUUUGAAAUACAUUUAUGAGAACUGGGAACAGUUGAGAACAAAAUUGAGAGACAAAUCAUUCGGCGAAUCGCUCAACAACAUAAAGAUGGUUAAUGAAGAAUUGUCCACUAGAAAGAAAAAAGAAGAGUCUUUUGAAGAUGCCGUGGAAUAUGUAGAGAAAAUUCAAGAGAAAUUGGUAGUCAAGAAGAAGAGCAGUUGCUCAUGUAGUCUGUUUUUCGUCGCCCUUUUAGGUAUUUUGGCUGUAACCUUUGGCCCCUGUACAUAUAAAUAUUUAAAUGAGGAGUGCUUGCAAAAGGGUACUAAAAGUGAUGUCUGCUAUUACACCAAUGUUGUGGCAAACAAGUCCCAGGCGUUGUGGGUUAAUAUAGACAACAAUAUUGAAAGCCAGUUUCCAGAGUACAAACAGAAAAUCAAUGAUAUUUCUGAGCCUUAUGUAAAACUGGCCAAAGACUUGAGUUUAAUCACCUAUAACUUGGCUGUGAAUGUUAAAGAGUAUGCAGUUGAAAAGUACCCUGUCGUAGUUCAAGCAAUUGAUUCCUAUGCACCAGGCUUGAUUGAGCAAUCACAGAAAACUGCUUACUCUGUUUGGCAAAUGUCUGUUGUUUAUUACACAAGAGGUGUUGAUUACUUGAAGAACGAAGUAUUUGUUGGUCAGCUGUCCCCUGAGAAUAUGCAGAGAGCAGUUACAGAUGCAUUAAAAUUGACCCAACAGAAGGCUUCUGAAUACAUUUCGUGGCUGUAUGAAAAAGUGCAGACUAGCAUCAAAUGAGGAUAUGACAUUUUAUUAGGCAUUUUUCAAUUUAAUUAUAUCCAAGAUCAUUAGACCACCUCUACCAUAAUUAACAAAAAAAAAAAAACAAUUUAUGAAGACUUAUUGUCACAUGUAUUGUAUUUAUUAUAUAAAUUUGUUGACCAUCUUUUUAUAUAUUAAUUUAUUUGUAUUUGUAUAAAAGUCUCAUUUUUGUUAUGCAAUAUAUAAUUUUGAUUAA
Molecule: messenger RNA, 2246 nt
Organism: Aethina tumida (small hive beetle)
Lineage: Eukaryota; Metazoa; Arthropoda; Insecta; Coleoptera; Nitidulidae
Gene: Tmem214
Product: transmembrane protein 214
Exons: 9
Coding region: 68-2026 (652 amino acids)
Cellular component (GO): endoplasmic reticulum; Golgi apparatus
Source: RefSeq, a predicted model, not a curated record